AUGAACAAGACUACAGACGGCUAUACUUGGACCCAGGGCCAAGGGACGAAGAAGGGAGGACUCAAAUGUCGAGGAGUUGUCUAUCCUCCUGAGAAAAGGAGCAGUCGCCAGGAGACUUACGAUGUAAUUGUCGUUGGUGCGGGAUAUGCUGGACUGCGCGCUGCACGCGAUCUGGCCACAUAUAAUCGGAAGGUUUUGCUGCUCGAGGCUCGUGAUCGAGUUGGCGGACGUACAUAUACUGUGGAGGGUGAUGAUGAUGGAUUUUUCUACGAGAUGGGCGGCACCUAUGUCACUUACCACUUUGGAUACGUGCUGGGCGAACUACAACGUUACAAGAUGGACCGCGAUUUAAUCGUUUCUCACCAGGAGGGUCACGAGAACAACUAUUAUACGUUGAAUGUCGAAGGGGCACCGGCAAGGAACGUCACCCACGAAGAAGCUGGCAAGAUCACAUCCUCCGCCUGGGAUAUAUUCGUCAAUGUUGACGGCAAUUCGUGCCGUAACAUCUGUCCACUCCCACAUGCGCAGCUUGAUAAUGUUGUGGUACCCCGAGAGCAGGUGGAGGCUUUUGACAAGAUUUCGUGUAAGGAGCGCAUUGAUCAAAUCAAGCAUCUUCUCACGGCAGAGCAGCUGGGAGCUCUCUCAGCAGUCAUUAUGCUUGUUACGGGCGGCAAAUUAGAAAACUCCAGUCUCUGGGAAUGCAUUCGCACACAUGCAUUCCUUAUCCACGACUCGGCUAAUCUGGCUGAUCUAUGGACGACUUACAAACUUCGGGAGGGCCAGUCAGCCUUUGCCAGACGCAUCUUUGACGAUGCAAUGGACUUCGGCUUAGAAUAUGCAUUCAACACUCCGGUCACGGCUAUUGCUGAUGAAGUUGAUAAUACCAAUGGACGAGUCAAAGUGACAACAGCAAAUGGCGGAACUUUUAGAGCUCACCGUGUCAUUUGUACCAUCCCACUCAAUAUUCUCAAGACGGUACAGUUCAGUCCACCUCUCUCACCUACGCGCCAAGAGGCGAUCGACCUUGGACACAUCAACUUCAUGACAAAGAUCCAUGCGGUAGUGGAGGGCUCAGGCCUAGCUUCGUGGAACGGCAUAUGCUCACCCGGUCAUAUUGCACAAGGCUAUGGAGAUGGUGUCACUGCGCAGGGGAAUGCACACAUUGUUGGUUUUGGUGGUGAUGAGAGAGCGAACUUUACCCCUGAAAGUGAGCCGGAGAAGGUUGUCGCAUCCUUCCAAGCUCUCCACCCGGUUUUCCACAAUUGGUGCACCGAUCCUUGGGCUAACGGUGGCCCAGCUUGGUGGGCACCCGAAUAUAUGUCCAAGUAUCAAGAUGAACUUCAAAAGCGCCACGGAGCCAUCUUCUUUGCAUCUGGUGACUGGGCUCAUGGAUGGCGAGCCUCUAUUGAUGGGGCGCUUGAACAAGGAGCUCUUUGCGCUAUAGAGGCGUUGAGAGAGCUCCGUCUUACCGACGCAUCUCCAGGCCGCCGACCAAAGCUUUAA
Molecule: messenger RNA, 1503 nt
Organism: Penicillium malachiteum
Lineage: Eukaryota; Fungi; Ascomycota; Eurotiomycetes; Eurotiales; Aspergillaceae
Product: flavin monoamine oxidase family protein
Exons: 5
Coding region: 1-1503 (500 amino acids)
Molecular function (GO): oxidoreductase activity
Source: RefSeq, a predicted model, not a curated record